This is a messenger RNA of Spea bombifrons (plains spadefoot toad), 1384 nucleotides long. RefSeq names its product tropomyosin 2 (gene TPM2). The coding region runs from base 86 to 940 and encodes 284 amino acids. Gene Ontology annotation, biological process: muscle contraction; actin filament organization. Gene Ontology annotation, cellular component: actin filament. Gene Ontology annotation, molecular function: actin filament binding. Lineage: Eukaryota; Metazoa; Chordata; Amphibia; Anura; Pelobatidae. The record is from RefSeq and is a predicted model, not a curated record. The transcript has 9 exons.
CGGGCUCCGCUCCCCCAGCCGCCCGCUCCCGCUCCCGUUCUCUCUCUCGGUUUCUCUCCCGGUCUCGGUCCCGGUCCCCGCAGCCAUGGACGCCAUAAAGAAGAAGAUGCAGAUGCUGAAGUUGGACAAGGAGAACGCGAUCGACCGAGCGGAGCAGGCGGAGGGCGACAAGAAGCAGGCGGAGGACCGGUGCAAACAGCUGGAGGAAGAGGUGAUGUCUCUGCAGAAGAAAACGAAGGGGACGGAGGACGAGGUGGAGAAAUACUCCGAGUCCGUGAAGGACGCGCAGGAGAAGCUGGAGCUGGCAGAGAAGAAGGCGGCAGAUGCCGAGGCAGAUGUUGCUUCCCUGAACAGGCGCAUCCAGCUGGUAGAGGAGGAGCUGGAUCGGGCCCAGGAGCGUUUGGCGACCGCGUUACAGAAGCUGGAGGAGGCGGAGAAAGCGGCCGAUGAGAGCGAACGAGGGAUGAAGGUCAUUGAGAACCGGGCGACCAAAGAUGAGGAGAAGAUGCACGAUCAGGAGCAGCAGCUGAAAGAGGCCAAACACAUCGCAGAAGACUCUGACCGCAAGUAUGAAGAGGUAGCCAGAAAACUUGUCAUCCUUGAAGGGGAGCUGGAGCGAUCAGAAGAGAGGGCCGAGGUGGCUGAGAGUCGGCUCCGGCAGCUGGAAGAGGAGCUCCGAACCAUGGACCAGAGUCUGAAAUCUGUAAUUGCUGCUGAAGAAGAGUAUUCUUCAAAAGAAGACAAAUACGAAGAGGAAAUCAAGUUCCUGACGGACAGACUGAAGGAGACUGAAAGCAGAGCCGAAUUCGCAGAGAAAUCCUCAGCCAAGCUGGAGAAAACGAUUGAUGAUCUGGAAGAUGAGGUGUAUGCUCAGAAGAUGAAGUAUAAAGCGAUCAGCGAGGAGCUGGACAACGCUCUUAAUGACAUCACCUCCCUCUAAAGCCUGUCCGCAGCUGUCUCUCUCCUGCCGUGACACGUCCAUGUUCUUCCGCUGACCUCCACUGCCUGUCUCUUCCUUCAGCACGAGAUGCAUCACCAAAACCACAUACUGAAUGUCUCUUUUAAGCAGUCGAUGCAUGUCUCUUAUCAAUAUGGCUGCUGUUCCUCUCGGGACUGUCACGCACGUCUCUUAUAAGUUUUCACUUUUUCGUCACCACUUUUCCUUCCUGUUUCUUCUGUUUUCUUCUGUAUUUCUUUUAGCGACUGUUUCUCCCCAAUUUGCUUUUUUUUGAGGGGGCUGCGAUGACACGCAGGGGCCCUGGUGGUCUGCAGUAUGAGUGUUGAGGGCAGGUUGAGGGCAGCUUUCAUUUCCCCCCUCACUAUCUGACCUGUCCUGUGUCUGUCACAUUCUCUGCUGCUAUCGUAAUAAAGUUUACUUUCCUCA